AUGAUCGCAAAGAAACUACUCCAAGGAAUUUCGCGCUUUCGAUGCGUUCUCUGGCAGGUAAAACAAUAUACCACUAUAACAAACGAACCGCAAUUUCUGGGAAUCAACAAUGUUUUUACCAAUAAUAUUCAAUUUAUCAAUCAAGAAAGUUAUGAAUCUAUUCCAAUAUACAGGAUUUUGAAACCUUCAGGCAAGCCUGAAUUACCUAGAAAUGAAAAGUUAAAUGAGACAUAUUUGAUAAAAAUGUAUCGCAGUAUGAUGACCAUAAACAUAAUGGAUAAGAUCUUAUACGAGUCACAAAGACAAGGUCGCAUCUCAUUUUACAUGACAAAUUUUGGCGAAGAGGCCGUGCAAAUUGGUUCCGCUGCUGCUUUAACUCUAGAAGAUAUGAUUUAUGCACAAUACCGCGAAGCUGGCGUCUUACUACACCGUGGAUAUCCAUUGCUGAAGUUCAUGAAUCAAUGUUACGGCAACUGUGACGAUGAGGGCAAAGGCAAGCAAAUGCCAAUACACUAUGGUUCCAAAGAGUUCAAUUUUAUGACUAUAUCAUCUCCAUUAGGAACUCAACUGCCACAAGCUGCGGGAGCUGCCUAUGCUUUUAAAUUGGAUAAAAGAAAUGCAUGUGUGGUUUGUUAUUUUGGCGAGGGUGCAGCGAGCGAAGGCGAUGCCCAUGCAGCAUUCAAUUUUGCAGCUACUUUAUCAUGUCCCAUCAUUUUCAUCUGUCGAAAUAAUGGCUAUGCCAUUUCUACACCAGUCUUCGAGCAAUUUAAAGGAGACGGUAUUGCGGCUAAGGGCCCAGCAUAUGGAAUUAACACAAUCAGAGUGGAUGGUAACGAUGUGCUCGCCGUAUAUUAUGCCACAAAAAAUGCUCGAGACUUCUGCAUAAAGCAACAGAAACCUGUUUUGAUAGAAGCUAUGACUUAUAGAAUUGGACAUCAUAGCACAUCGGACGAUUCUACGGCUUAUCGAUCAUCCGAUGAAAUCGCUCAAUGGAAUAUUCAGACACCACUUGCAAAAUUCCGUUUCUAUUUAGAAUCGCUUGGAUUAUGGUGUCAAGAAAAGGAACAAGAAUUAAUAAAUUCCACUAAGGAAGAAAUUCUUCACUUCUUUAAAGAAGCAGAAAAGAAAUCUAAGCCAUAUUGGAAGGAAUUGUUUACAGAUGUCUACAAGGAAAUUCCUGAUCAUAUCAGAAAACAAAUGAAUCUAAUGGAAAAACAUCUAGAAGAAUUCAAAGAAUAUUACCCAUUAAAUUCUUUUGUACAUAAAAAGUGAGAGAAAAUUUAUUUAUUAUAUAAAUGAUAUUAUAUUUU
Camponotus floridanus (Florida carpenter ant) is the source of this 1310-nucleotide messenger RNA. RefSeq names its product 2-oxoisovalerate dehydrogenase subunit alpha, mitochondrial (gene BckdhA). Gene Ontology annotation, molecular function: oxidoreductase activity, acting on the aldehyde or oxo group of donors, disulfide as acceptor. Gene Ontology annotation, biological process: branched-chain amino acid catabolic process. The record is from RefSeq and is a predicted model, not a curated record. The transcript is spliced from 8 exons. Bases 1 to 1272 code for a protein of 423 amino acids. NCBI's taxonomy places the organism in Eukaryota, Metazoa, Arthropoda, Insecta, Hymenoptera, Formicidae.